Molecule: messenger RNA, 1572 nt
Organism: Gasterosteus aculeatus aculeatus (three-spined stickleback)
Lineage: Eukaryota; Metazoa; Chordata; Actinopteri; Perciformes; Gasterosteidae
Gene: nrg4
Product: neuregulin 4
Biological process (GO): positive regulation of cell population proliferation; epidermal growth factor receptor signaling pathway; positive regulation of mitotic nuclear division
Molecular function (GO): epidermal growth factor receptor binding; growth factor activity
Source: RefSeq, a predicted model, not a curated record
AAGCCAUUCAUGCUUCCUUUGAAUACCAGUCAUUCAGUUUUUUGUUUUUUUUCUUCUCACCGAUCCCAAACACGCUGCGUUCACAUGCACAACAGGUGAUUUGCUCAUUCGUCACCCGCUGCAAUCCAAUCCCACGAGAACAAAAGCUAAAUAUAACACGCUGUGUUGUAGUCUGACGUCAGAUGUCAACGUUGUCUAAAGCGCUGCUGCUGUUUUUAAAUGUCACCUUUCACCCCACGAUAAUGAGUAACUUACUACCAGGUAUCCUGACGUGGAGCUUGUCAUUCACAAUGUGGACAAACUGCAAUCACAACAUUUCUUUGAGCAAAGGGAGUAACACGCCCACGCGAAAGAGUCUUCAGGUAAAACAAAAAGCAGUUCCGAGGUACUGCGACUCGCCCGCGGAACCUGCUCCAACAACCAAAAGCUGGGAUUUCGCGAGCUGCGGGGAUUUCUUCCUUUUCUCAAAACGCAAACGUUUCUUACGUGUUUGCAGAAAACACGUAGAGAACCACAUUCCAAAUGAUGGCAGACCAUGGAGACUUGUGCGACGGGCAGGAAGCCACGUACUGCAUGAACGGAGGGACGUGCUAUAAAAUACUCUCCAUGGACACGCUCUCCUGCGUAUGCAAUGAAAGCUACAAAGGCAGCCGGUGUGAGCAGUUCCAACUCUUCAGCACCACCAGCAACGCAACAGAAGCAGGGUUGAUUGCAGCCCUGGUCAUCGUUGCUCUCCUAAUCUUAGCGUUGCUGGCAGUCGUCAUCUACUUCAUGCGCAGGGUGUUGAAAACCAGACAACAGAGCCAACAGGACAACCCGACAGAGUACUGGAGAGUAAAACCCAGAGUAUGAUCGUCUGAUUUCCAUGCGUUUCUCUUUUUGCGGAGUUACGGCUGCAGACAGCAGCCACUAAACAGCUGUAACGUAAGGGGCAACUCCUCGCACUCAAUUAACGACCACUAAAAGUUAUUAUUUCCACUGCAGAGAACAAACUCUCUUUUGGUUAUUGUGCGUGUAAUUCUCGUGUGUCAUUGAGAAAACCCAAAAUCAGUGUUGAAACAAAGCUAAGAAUAAUAAACCGUUUUAAUAACACAGAGCCGAGCUUUCUGUUCUCAGACGGACUCAAACAUAAACUCUACUCACACUAAGACAGUGAGCAGUUGCCCAGAACGAUUCCAUCACAGCAUGUUCGGCAGCUGCCGUUUGCAGCGUUGUUGCUCAAUACUGGAUCAGUUGUACAUAACGUUGUCCCCAUUAGUCGCUGAGACACAAAAACACGGGAAAAACAGGGUCACGGUUGAAAAAUACCAAGUUUAUCUUGUCAAGUCAAGAGAGGACGAACACCUCAUGAGAUUUUUUUGAGUCCACAACCUUUGGUUUAAAAAGAUGGAACUGGUGUCACUCAUAUCACAUUUCAAUCUGUGCUUUAGCUGAUAUGUACGAAGCAUGGUUGUAACAUCGGAAAUAUUAUUCUCAAUAUUUAGUUAUGAAAUAACCCCUUGUGUCAAUUGAUGAAUAUGCUCAAUAUCCUAUUAAAUAUUUAAUAAAGUUUGUGAUAAUAUAUCCAACGAA